Messenger RNA from Fusarium pseudograminearum CS3096, 756 nucleotides. RefSeq lists its product as uncharacterized. Gene Ontology annotation, molecular function: cysteine-type deubiquitinase activity. The record is from RefSeq and is a predicted model, not a curated record. Lineage: Eukaryota; Fungi; Ascomycota; Sordariomycetes; Hypocreales; Nectriaceae. The transcript has a single exon. Gene Ontology annotation, biological process: protein deubiquitination; ubiquitin-dependent protein catabolic process. Gene Ontology annotation, cellular component: cytoplasm. The coding region runs from base 1 to 756 and encodes 251 amino acids.
AUGUCGACUACACCAGGAGUAACUUUCCGCAAGGAUGGGACGAAAACAUUCAUCCCGCUCGAGAACAACCCAGAAGUGUUCACUCAACUCAUUCACAACCUCGGCGUCUCGAAGAAGCUCGGUUUCUACGAUGUAUACAGCGUCGACGAGCCUGAGUUGCUGUCCAUGAUUCCUCGCCCCGUCCACGCCCUCAUAUUCAUCACUCCUGCUCCUAUGUGGGCUCGCGUUCGGGAAAGUGAUCCUGGUUCAAAGGAGUUGACGUACGACGGUUCUGGUCCAGAUGAACCAGUCAUGUGGUAUAGACAGACCAUCGGACACGCCUGCGGCCUCAUCGCCCUCUUGCAUAGUGUAAGUAACGGUACGGCCAAGGAUUUCAUCAGCCCAGACUCGCUCCUCGAUAAGAUCGUCAAGGAAACACGGGAUCUCAAACCCCUUGCGCGUGCCGACUUCCUCUACAAUUCGGUCGAACUGGAAAAAGCCCAUAUGGACGCAGCCGUAACGGGAGAUUCCGCGGCGCCUACUAGCCAGGAACCUGUCGGGUAUCAUUUUAUCAGCUUUGUCAAAGGUUCAGACGGUCAUCUCUAUGAUCUAGAGGGGGGUUGGGGUGAACCAGUCGAUUGUGGUAUCUUGGAUGAGGGAAAUGACCUCCUCAGUGAUCAGGCACUGGAGGCUACAGUCAAGAGAUACACCAAAGUUGCCGACGGGAACCUAGAGUUCAGCAUCAUUGCUCUAUCAACAGUCCCAGAGGAAGACUAG